AUGCCUCUUCCGUCAGCCGACCCACCUACCAGCAAUGCCUCUUCUAGUACCGACUCUCCUUCCACCGCCGAUACAUCGCCUAGCGCCGGCGCUCCUCCGGCGUCCGAUACCCCUCCCGGCGCCCGCCCUCCUUUCAUCGGCAAUGCCUCUUCUCGUGCCGACUCGCCUUCUGGCGACGACGCUCCUCCGGGCCGCAAAACAACUCCCGGCGCUAAGUCUCCUCUCAUCGGCGAUGCAUCUCCUGGCGCCGACCAUCUUUCUGGCUGCGAUACCCCUUCUAGCACCGGCACUCCUCUCAUCAGCAAUUCCUUUCCCAGCGCCGACUCUCCUUCCACCGGCAAUACCUCUCCUAACGCCAACUCUCCUGGUGCCGACUCUGCUCCCAUUGGCAAUCCCAUCUUCACGCUUGGGCUCUCGGACUUGGGGGAACGUCUGAUUCCGAAGCUGCAGACACUCAUCGAGGAUAACAACUCCACUGGCAAGCUGUUGGUCGAGGAUAUGGGGCUCACUUCCACAGCGCUUGUAGAUGCUGUACAACCUCUGCAAAGCUCGGGAUUUAAUACACAAUUCGAAGUGGAACAUCGAUUGGAUGGGGCCAUUUGGCGCCUUUACACUCAGCCGCUGAACGAAUUGCAGAUUCCUGACCUUUCCAACGUUGAAACGCCAUCGGAUGAUCCAGAACAGUACCUUGAGGACCUGUACCGGAACCUGCCAGAGGAACCAAUCUCUUACUACGUUGGCCCCCUUUCUGGGUCUGUCGCUGAGAGGCUUCAGUCCUAUUUCCCCUCUGGCGACGAGGUUUGUCAACUUGGUCAUGUCCCUGGUGUCUCUACACUCUAUGGGCAUGUUGGUGAAGAAGCAUCGGGGACUGCCUUCCACUGCGAGGAUGCGAACCUCCGCUCGUACAACCUCACCCUCGUUGGCUGGAAGAUCUGGAUCCUGAUCCGACUUCAUCACACCGCCCACUUCGAAGAUCUGGUCCGGCGGCUGACCGAGUGCGGCGACGGCUGCGAUCAGUUUGUCCGCCAUACUUCGAACAUCGAGUUUGACAUCAUCUGCUCCGGGCCGGGAGACAUGGUCUUGACUCAGCCGAGACAGUACCAUGCUGUCAUCAACCGUACCGCUUCCUUUGCGAUCGCAACGAACUUCGUGCUGCCAAACGAGGACCCGAUUCCAAAGACGCUCUCCCUGUGCCCUGAUGAUGGGUUGUAUCAUUUGGAGCAUCGGAUGAUCCGAAAACUUGGUCACGCGAAACGCAAGGGAUAUGCCAGUCAGCUCGAAGCGCCUCCCCGGAGAAAACGGCCCAAGUUACACAAACCUCUCGAAUUGUCCGUUGCAGAAGUCCUUGCACACGAGACAACAAAUCGGGAUGCGAUUCUUCGAUUCAUGGCCGUUGUCCGCGCAUGGCGAGAGGUCGAGAAAUGCAACAACAGGACACAAGCCUUGGACACACUGAGGAUGGCUUUCCGGGAGAACUCACAGCUGUUUUCCUUCCUGGAGAUCCUAGCCAGUGUUCACCUUGUCCGGAACCUCGAACGCCGUAUUACCGUCAUCGCUCCAGAGGCGAUCGACAGCCUUUUGGAAAUUCGAGGACUCCCACACACCGAGCAGAGCCGUAGGUCUAUACGAAACGAGCUCACUGCCUAUCAGAAAUGGGAUCAGCUAUGUGGUGCAACAUCUGCAUACACCUACGAGGGAAUUCUCUGUUUUGCACCCCCUGUCUUCAGGGAUUAUCGGGAAGUGACGAGAAAGCAGGUCCAGCACCUGACCAGAGACGACAUCGCAUUGUUCCGUUCUAAGCUUCAGGAGGUGGAGCACGUACAACGCCUGUGCGAGGCUGGCAGGGCUUUUCAGAUGGGGAUCUUUGGGUCUGCGGAGUUUACGGAGCGGCCGUUUGAAGCGCGGCAACGGAACCUGUCUGAGCUUGAUCUCGAGGACCUACUUCAGUUGCUUUAG
Molecule: messenger RNA, 1956 nt
Organism: Microdochium trichocladiopsis
Lineage: Eukaryota; Fungi; Ascomycota; Sordariomycetes; Xylariales; Microdochiaceae
Exons: 4
Coding region: 1-1956 (651 amino acids)
Biological process (GO): chromatin remodeling
Cellular component (GO): nucleus
Molecular function (GO): histone demethylase activity
Source: RefSeq, a predicted model, not a curated record